This is a messenger RNA of Hydra vulgaris (swiftwater hydra), 3235 nucleotides long. Its product is annotated as kinesin-like protein KIF28. Gene Ontology annotation, molecular function: microtubule binding; ATP binding; microtubule motor activity. Gene Ontology annotation, biological process: microtubule-based movement. The record is from RefSeq and is a predicted model, not a curated record. NCBI's taxonomy places the organism in Eukaryota, Metazoa, Cnidaria, Hydrozoa, Anthoathecata, Hydridae.
UCAAAACAUAAUAUUUUAGGAAGUUGUAAAAUAACCAAUGAAAAUAUUUUAGAUUAGUUGCCAACACUUUAAAAUCGAAAGUACAAUCUGGCAUGGUAGCAACGGAGAAAUCGCAACAUUAAAGCUGUAAGUUAAAAAAAGACUACUAAUCUGCCGAUUUGUUAGCCCAUUUACUACCAUGGCAGAAUCUGUUCGUGUAGCUGUCAGAGUACGACCAUUUAAUUCUCGAGAGAAAGAACGAAAUUCACAAUGCUGUUUAAAAAUGAUAGACAAGAUGACUCAAAUUAUUGAUCCUGAAAAUCCAGAUCAACCACCUAAAGAGUUUUCUUUCGAUUUCUCUUAUUGGUCACAUGAUCAGUUUGAAACUGAUGAAAAUGGAAUUUUUGUUGGUACUAGUCCCCAAUAUGCUGAUCAGCGAAUGGUUUUCAAUGAUCUAGGUCAAGGUGUUUUAAACAAUGCAGUUCAAGGUUUUAAUUGUUCACUCUUUGCUUAUGGCCAGACUGGAGCUGGGAAAAGUUAUUCCAUGGUUGGUUAUGGUCCAAAUAAAGGUAUUGUUCCCAUCACCUGUGAUGAAUUGUUUAAACUUAUAGAAAGAUCUACUUCUGGUAUAGUAUAUCAAGUUACAUUUAGUAUGUUGGAGAUCUAUAAUGAGCAAGUUCGUGAUCUUCUCACACAAGAUAAUCCAAAAGGUGGACUUCCUGUUCGACAAAAUCCAAAACUUGGUUCAUUUUAUGUUCAAGGCUUGAAGUUCGUUGCAGUAGGAAGUUACAAGGAGAUAGAAGCAAGAACUGAGGAAGGUACUGCAAAUAGAACAGUUGCUUCAACUCAAAUGAAUGCCACUAGUUCACGUGCACAUACAGUAGUAACUAUACAGUUUGAUCAAAUUGAGAAAAACCCUGCAGGAGAAGAAACUAAAAAGCAAAGUGUUAUUAACUUAGUAGAUUUGGCUGGUUCUGAGCGAGCUGAUUCUACAGGUGCUACAGGAGAUCGUUUAAAAGAAGGAGCAAACAUAAAUAAAUCAUUAUCUUCGCUUGGUAAUGUCAUCUCUGCACUUGCUGAUCUUUCUAUGGGUAAAAAAAAAGUUUUAGUUCCUUAUCGUGAUUCUGUUUUAACAAAGUUGUUACAGAAUGCACUUGGUGGAAACAGUAAAACAAUCAUGAUAGCUGCUUUGUCUCCUGCAGACAUUAAUUAUGAUGAAACAUUAGGUACACUAAGAUAUGCAGACAGAGCAAAGAAGAUUAAAAACAAAGCUGUUGUUAAUGAAAAUCCAAUGGAUAAACUUAUUAGAGAGUUAAAAGAGGAAAAUGAAAAGUUAAAAAAAGCUAUGCAAAGUGGAGACUUUUCUUCACUAAUGGCCGGUGUUGGUGGUGGGGAAUCAGGAGGUGGAAUGACUGAAGAAGAAAAAGCUCAAUUGCGAAAAGAAAUGGAAGAUGAAAUAAGAGCUCAACUUGAAGCAAAUUCUUCUGCAAUGAUGAACUGGGAUGAUAAAUUAAAAGUUGCUAGAAGUGAAAUAGUUGAAGUAGAUGCAAAAGCAGAGCAAGCUAAAAGAGUACCUCAUCUUGUAAAUUUGAAUGAGGAUCCUAUGCUUUCAUGUGUUAUUUUACAUUUUUUGAAAGAAGGUCAAAUUCGUAUUGGUAGAAAAGAAUCAAGUCCAGAUAUUGCAAUGUCAGGUUUAAGUAUAUCAAGCGAACACGCAAUCAUAACUAAUAAAAAUGGAGAAGUCAGUGUUAAACCUGCCAAUUCAGGUGCAAAGACAAAAGUAAACGGAAUAGUAAUCACUGGAGAGCAAAUUCUGAAACACCAUGAUCGACUUUUGUUCGGGUCAAAUCAUAUGUACUUUUUUGUUAAUCCUUUGAAGAAAGAUGAAGGCUCUCCUGAAACUGUAGACUGGGAGUUUGCAAAUAAAGAAAUUGCUCAAGCAAAAGGUUUUUCAACAGCAGGUGGAGCUGGAUUAAGCAAAGAUCAGGUUCAAGCACAAGAACAAGUGUUAGAACUGUUGCCAAUGGUAAGUGAAGUAAAUGCAAUUAGUGAGGAACUAGACAAACAAAUGUCGUUUGAAGUGAUUUUAAUAUCUGGAGCUGCUCAAGGAGGAAGCGUUGAUAAAGGAACAAAAGUUGUUGUCAAAAUGAAGAACUUGUUAAAUGAUAAUGUUUGGCUUUGGGAACGAGGAAAAUUUACUAAUAGAAGAUAUUUAAUGCAGGAUAUGUACCAGCGUUUUUUGGAUGGUGAGAAUGUUAAAUCGACCAUUAAACAAGAGGACGAUCCAUUUUGGGAACCACCUGAGGAUGUUUUAAUAGGAACUGCAAAUGUGUUUUUGCAAAGUUUGUCAUAUGCUUUAGAUUUUGAUGAUAAACUUUCAAUUACAGAUUACAAGGGUUCAGAAGAAGGUAGUCUGGUAAUAAGUGUAGUUCCAUGUACACAACAAGGAAAAGCAUUAGAUGAAGACUAUUUUGUUGAUGAUCCAAAAGACCUGUUGGGAAAACCCUAUCAUUUUAAGGUUUUAUUACGCAGUGCAGAAGUACACAAAGCUCGCUAUUCUCAUGGUCUGUAUGUAAAGUUUCUUACUUUUGGAGAAAAGACACCAUUUGAAACUCCAGUUAUUAAUGGAACAUUGUCUCCACAGUUUAAUUUUAGUAAAAUAAUUUCCAUGCCUUCUAUAACUGAUGAUCAUUUAAAUUGGUUUGAACAUGGAUGUUUGUCAUUUAAUUUAUAUGGCAAGCAGAAUCCUAAUGCAAUUGACCAGAGAUUGGCUAAAAUGACAACUAAGGAACUUCGACAAAUGGAGUCCAUGCAAAGUAACAAAAGUAUAUCAAAACAUGCAAGUUUUAGAGAAAAAAGUUUUGGAGAAAUCGCUCAACUAAAAAGUGAAGUUAUUCUAUACAAAAGAAGGUACGAAAGAAUGAAACAAAAAGAAAAGCGUAUUCAGGAUUUAGUAAAUGAAUGGGCAAAUAAAGAUGAAAAAGAAAAAGAAUUUGCUGCAUUCCAUAGGGCCGUUCAAACAGCGGCAUUCUACGAACGAGGAAAACUCAAAUACAAAGUCAAUCUUUUGCAAUCAUAUCUCAAAAGUCAACCUGGUGUCGCAGAAAAUGGUGGGAAAAUUAAAACAGACGAAGUUAAGGUUCCAGUAGGCAGCAAAGCUUGCUCAAUACAGUAGAAAUCAAUUUAAACUAUAGAAAUUUUAAAAUAUAUAAUUAUAUACUAAUUAUUUUUAAUAUUAAAUUAUUUUAAAUUAUUU